AUGUCCACAAGAGUCCGGAAAACUCAGUAUUUGCUGCGACUGCUUGCCAAUCCGAAGCUCUACAGUCUGCUAGGAAGUCCGUUCGAAGACCCGCUGAAGCUCGACUCGCUGCUGUCGACCGUCUGCUAUGGAUCGUUGUUUAUCUCUGAGCUUAUCAAAAGACGGCCAGAACUCGUGCAGAUUUUGAGUAGGCUCGCUAGAAAACUAAAGAUCCAAGGGCUACUCUCGCUCAUAAAGGCCUACAUACUCAAGAUACAACGCGCGCUCGAUCCCAAACAAUGUCUCUCUAUACAUAUUCCUCUAGACUCGUUGUCCACCAAGUUAAGACUCAUUUCGGACUAUAUUGCCGACGUCCGCAUCUUCAAUCGCAUGUGGGGCCUGCCCGGAUUGCUAGCGUUCGGCAUCGAAGACCUGCAUCGGAUACUCACAGCAGAUUCAAGCUUCAUCACAAAACUGCUGGAAGCCACAGGCACCAUAUCCAUCGUGGCGUACCAGCCGCUCGAAAAUGUCGCUUUUGCAGCCGAUCACAACUGGACACACCACGAGCAGUCGGCCUCGCUGCGGUACUACGUGGCAUCGUCGCGGUUGUGGGCCGUGUUUGUCGUGCUGGAGGUUGUCAAGCUCGUGAAGACCGUGGUUCAAACUAAACUCUCUGGCAAGCCGCUCGACCUCCUCCACAACCGCUCUCUGAACCGCUCGCUGGUCGCCAACAUCGCCAAUCUGCCGCUCACUGUGCAUUGGUCUUCGUAUGAUGGGUGUCUUAGUGACCUCACCGUGGGAUUCUUGGGCACCAUGUCCACUUUGCUCGACACAAUAGAUUCCUGGAGAGAAGUUUUUGCCCAGGUGCGCCAACUUUGA
Molecule: messenger RNA, 858 nt
Organism: Ogataea haglerorum
Lineage: Eukaryota; Fungi; Ascomycota; Pichiomycetes; Pichiales; Pichiaceae
Exons: 1
Coding region: 1-858 (285 amino acids)
Source: RefSeq, a predicted model, not a curated record